This is a messenger RNA of Mycena indigotica, 498 nucleotides long. RefSeq lists its product as uncharacterized. Bases 16 to 498 code for a protein of 160 amino acids. Lineage: Eukaryota; Fungi; Basidiomycota; Agaricomycetes; Agaricales; Mycenaceae. The record is from RefSeq and is a predicted model, not a curated record. The transcript has a single exon.
UCCACAUGCACACCUAUGGACCACUGGGCAGCCGCCGCCUUGCCAGGCCACCUCUCCCCGCUCGGUGUGGCUUGGGACUGGGCACGUGCGAGCCCCGCACUCAGCGCCCCCACCCUCGAAGUUGUCGUGCUUGUCGUCGACGCAAUGGGUUCCACCAUUCAAGUUUACCGUACCUCUGCCCGGAGGCGGGAGGAUACUGCGGAGAAAGCCCAAGUCAGCGGUGGGCUCUGGUCUAGGCUUUGGUUUGUCGGACGGAGUCUGCCCAAGACAGUCACACCACCCAAGCCUCAUGUGGACAGUGACACCGCCGACUUGCUCCAACGGACGGCCCAGCUACUGUGUGAUGCCGGCGAAACCUACGCCCAGCUGCUGACAGAGCCCGACUUGGAUAAGUCGCGUGUGGACGACCUCUUGGACCGCAUCCGUACCUGGACCGCAACCAUGGUCGCGAAGUCAACACCUCUCCAUUCCCUCAUUCCAGACCAUGGCAUUUUCUGA